Messenger RNA from Uloborus diversus, 3210 nucleotides. Its product is annotated as synaptic vesicle membrane protein VAT-1 homolog-like. The coding region runs from base 91 to 1368 and encodes 425 amino acids. The transcript has 10 exons. Lineage: Eukaryota; Metazoa; Arthropoda; Arachnida; Araneae; Uloboridae. Gene Ontology annotation, molecular function: zinc ion binding; oxidoreductase activity. The record is from RefSeq and is a predicted model, not a curated record.
CUCGCUCGGCUCGAAAUUGUGAAGUUAACUUGAAAGCCUAGGGUGGGGCAUAAUUUUGCGUUAAGUAAACUUUUAAAUCUUGACAGCAUCAUGGAAGAAUCAAAGCCUGCCAAUAAUGAAAACAGCGAACAGAAGAGUAAUGAUACUGAAGCUAAAGAAAAGACAUCUAAUGAUAUUCAAGAUGCCGUAGAAGCUACUGAGGAGCAAACGCCUGUGAAAGAAAUGAAGGCGAUAGUUUUAACAAGCUAUGGUGGAAUGAAGUCUGUCAAAAUUCUGAACAAGCCUGAACCUUCGCCUGCAGAAGGAGAGGUAUUGAUUCGUGUCAAAGCCUGCGGACUAAACUUUUUGGACAUAAUGAUGAGACAAGGCACUAUUUUCAACCCUCCAAAGUUGCCAGUGAUAAUGGGAUUUGAAUGUGCUGGCGAAGUUGAAGCCGUUGGUGAGGGAGUGCCCGAUUUUCAGAUUGGUGAUCGUGUUGCUGCAUUGACAGAUGGGAAAGCAUGGGCUGAACUUACAGCAAUACCCACAAAGUAUGUGUAUAAAUUGCCGCAAGAAAUGAGUUUCCAAGAUGCUGCAGCUAUGCUGAUGAACUUUGUUGUUGCAUACGGACUUGUCUUUGAUACAGCCUGUAUCCGCGAAGGACAAACUGUUUUGGUUCAUUCUGCUGGAGGUGGAGUUGGUUUAGCUGUUUCGCAACUGGUAAAAACUAUUCCAAAUGUUACUCUGAUUGGUACUGCAUCAAAGCACAAACAUGAAUCCAUUAAGGAUUACUUCAGCCAUUUAAUUGAACAUGGCGUUGACUACAUUCAAGAAGUAAAAAAAAUCGCUCCUGGAGGUGUGGACGUAGUUUUAGAUUGUUUGUGCGGUGAAGACUCAAAUAAAGGCUACAAUCUCUUGAAACCUAUGGGCCGUUACAUUUUAUAUGGGAAUUCUAAUGUAGUGACAGGUGAAACCAAGAGUUUUUUCAGUGCAGCAAAAUCUUGGUGGCAAGUUGACAAAUUGAAGCCCAUGAAACUCUUUGAUGAAAACAAAUCUGUGUCUGGUUUUCAUUUGAGACAGUUACUUUACAAGCAAAAUGGCCAUGAAUAUGUAAGGAGCACUGUUGAAAAUGUCAUCAGACUUUGGCAUGAUGGUCAAAUCAAGCCCAUUAUUGAUUCUUCAUAUGCUUUUGAAGAUAUACCAGAAGCAAUGCAAAAGUUACAUGAACGGAAAAAUGUUGGCAAAAUAACGCUUGAUCCCUCAAUGGAGCCUAAGCCUAAACCAGUGGUUGAAACUAAAAAAAGGAAGGAUUCUGUGAAAAAAAACAGAAGAAAAAAAAUCAGAAGAAAAAAAGACAGAAGAAGAAAAACCUCAGAAGGAAGAAGAUAAAGAAACACCUGCUGAUGCUAGUUAAUCUGAAAAAUAGUGUACUUGUGCUUCAAGCUUUCACUGAACCUCAAUUUCUGUCAAUGAAGCUUAUGUAGUAGAUGCUGAAACAAUUUGUAUUAUUUUUACUUUUGCUGUGUACGUGAUGACUUUUUGCUCAAUUCUGCUUUAUAUUUUUACAUUUAGCAUUUUUAUUAAAUCUCAGAUAUUUUGUUACAUUUAUACAGCUUAAUCUUGAUAAUGUGUAUUAUUACGAAACUAUGUAAAUUUAUAUUGCAUUGAAUUGAUCUAUACAUGAAAGUAAGAAUUAAAUAUGUCAGUAAUAGAAAUUUUGAAAGUAAGAAUUUUUGAUAUCUACUUUUUCAAUCGAAUGGAUUUUAUCUUUGAAUAUUUCUAUGUAUUAUUUUUACAUGAGUUUAUGAGAUUUUACAAAGACAUAUCUGGUAUGAACUUUAAGUAUUUUGUUUCUAAUUUUAGCUUUUAAUGCUACUGAUUUUUUCAUGAAUGAAAAACUAUUUUUGCUAUUCUUAUUAACAUUGUAAAUGCAUUUUACUUAAUAUUUUUAUAGAUAAAUCCUAAAUUGCAUUCCAUUUAUGAUUUUGCUGAUAUUAUUACAGCGGUCAUAUUUUAAUGUUUUCUAAACAUAUAUUAGAGUUUUGAGGCUGAUUUAGCAGCACUUAUUGCAAAAUAUAUGCAGGAGUAAGAGCAAGCACUAAAAGAGUUAAAAUUUGGUCAAUGUUAGUAGUUUCUUUGAAAAAAAAGAAAGACUGUUUGUCAAAAUGAUGUAGUUCUGUUAUUUUCAUGAAUGUACUCGACUUGAUCCGCAGCUAAAACAAUAAAAUUUCUGUAAUCUGCCCUGAAAGAAAUUCAACUUAUUUCUACCGAAGGAGACCCAUGCCUACCAAAAGCUUUUAAGUACUAAUUAAAAAAAAAAAAAAAAUCAUGCUCAGUUGGCAUAAUGUGUUUUAAAUUUUGACAUACAUAUUGCCUUCAUUUUUAACUUUCAGGAGCACAGGGUCCCCCCCCCCCCCCUUCAAAUUUGUCCUGUUUGUUUUUUCUUACAGAUGCAUUUUGUUUUUGUUUUUUUUCUUUUUUUUUUUCCUUUUCAAAAAUCAUGAACAGAAAAGGUUUUCUGGGUUUUUAUCAAAUUUCAUUUUGAAUUUAUUAGAAAAUAAACAGUUGUAUUUGGUAGCAGUUUUGGUGUUGAAAUUUAUUUUUACAUACUUUUUGAUGAACAUUAUGUAUAAAACGAACUUUGUUAUGCUCUUAUGCAUACAUUUAUUUUCAAAAUUAUUUUAGUAGAAGACAUAUAUAUUGGUGUAAAAACUAUGAAAUAACAUUGAACAUAGAUCUUUUAUUUUAAGUCCUUUGCUAAUUUUUGGAUCUGUAUGUUAUGCUACUGUAAAGCCAUUCUCACGAUCAAGUUUUUCUUAUACACAUUACAAAAUUGACAUUUUAAAGCUGUAGUUUUGACUCCUGUAUAUAUUCACUCACAAAUAAAUACAAUGCAUGAAUUUAUACACUUUUAAAAAUAACAGGUAUAUUACAUUUAGUCAAACUUAGUUGUGAUAUUUUUAAGUUCCUUGUGUUUUGAUUUCUCUUGCUCAACAUAACUUCAUUAUUUUGUGAUUAUUUUCAUAUAAAACAUGCAUACAUUUCUUAAUUCAUUUCCCCCGUGCAGCUCUAAUGCAUUUUUACUCUUACUUGUUCCAGUCCUCAUUUUGUACUUUCAUCCUGCAAAUUACCGUAUUGCUUUUAUUGUAAUUGAUACAGAUAAUUGUUGUGCCUUGUUACUUUUUCAGUGUGAGUAAAUAUGAUUGCUUUGCAUCAAUAAAGUUUAUUCUA